Molecule: messenger RNA, 3857 nt
Organism: Pygocentrus nattereri (red-bellied piranha)
Lineage: Eukaryota; Metazoa; Chordata; Actinopteri; Characiformes; Serrasalmidae
Gene: gna11b
Product: guanine nucleotide binding protein (G protein), alpha 11b (Gq class)
Exons: 9
Coding region: 858-2066 (402 amino acids)
Biological process (GO): action potential; adenylate cyclase-modulating G protein-coupled receptor signaling pathway; phospholipase C-activating dopamine receptor signaling pathway
Cellular component (GO): heterotrimeric G-protein complex
Molecular function (GO): GTPase activity; G protein-coupled receptor binding; guanyl nucleotide binding
Source: RefSeq, a predicted model, not a curated record
UAUGUUGUCAGUAUUACCAAGAAAUAAUGAUUUGAAGAUCAGCUUAUCUGAAAUCUGCGUUAGUCACUGAUUGAGUCACUGUGGAUGUUUAGGACCUUUCAGUACAUUUGGGCUGCAGCUGUAGGGAGAGAAGCUGCCAUGUGCUGAAUGUAGCAUAACUGUAAUAGGCUGUCCUUUAUCUGUUUCUUCCAAAGCCUCUGUGUGCUUUCGGACCUGACUCGUUGCUAAGUGCUAAUUCAUAUGGUGGGCUAAGGAUCGAGUCUUUGUUCACUGAUCAGGCGCUGCAGCGACUGGGUUUUUUUUUCCUUUUGCAGGUCAUCGCUUCACCAUUAGCAGGGUGGAGAGACAGAGAGAGAGAGGGAGAGAGAGAAAGGGGGCUGGCGAAAUCGAAGCGCUCACGGAUGUCGCGCCUGUCUGUCCAGCCUGCUGCCCCGCUUUCCCGGGCGCUACUAGUGAAGCACUGAAGACGGCGAGCGAGUCGAGGCGCUGGGGGAGUGUCACACGUACAGCACGAUAGUUUUUCUGCCCUGGAUUUUUCUAUCAUUCGCAAGAAACCAACACUCCCAGACGGCGUAGCCAGCGAAGGCUCAGGGCCGCCUCCUCCUCCUCCUCCUCCUCCUCCACCACCACCACCACCACCACCUCCUCCUUCUUCUUCACCGCCGCCGCCUCCGCUUCCACGCCGCUUCCCCUCCUCCUUCAGCCCCUCCGUUUCCUCCGCGACUGUGAGCCGAGAUCCUAGCGGCCGAGGACGGAGACCUUUCCCGGGACUGAGGAUUUUCUCUUGGUUUUCCCACGACCGUAUUCCGCAGAUCCGCGUCCAGUCCCGACGAGGCCGGGCUUCAAAAGUAGGGGGGAUGACUUUAGACUCUAUGAUGGCUUGCUGCCUGAGCGAAGAGGCGAAGGAGUCGAAACGGAUCAACGCCGAGAUCGACAAGCAGCUUCGCCGAGACAAGCGAGACGCGAGGAAGGAAUUAAAGCUGCUCCUUCUUGGCACUGGAGAGAGUGGCAAGAGCACGUUUAUAAAGCAAAUGCGUAUCAUCCAUGGCGCCGGCUACACAGAUGAAGACAAACGUGGCUUCACCAAGCUGGUCUACCAGAACAUCUUCACCUCUAUGCAGGCUAUGAUCCGUGCCACUGAGACACUGAAAAUUGGCUACAAGUAUGAGCAGAACAAGGCCAAUGCCAUGCUGGUGAAGGAGGUGGAUAUUGAGAAGGUGGCGUCAUUUGACCAACCCUACGUUAGUGCCAUUAAGAUGCUGUGGUCAGACCCAGGCAUUCAGGAAGCCUAUGACCGCCGCAGGGAGUACCAGCUUUCUGACUCCACCAAAUAUUACCUAACUGAUCUUGAGCGCGUCACAGCCUCAGGGUACAUCCCCACUCAGCAGGACGUCCUGCGGGUGCGUGUGCCCACCACGGGCAUCAUAGAGUACCCCUUUGACCUGGAGAAUGUCGUCUUCAGCUAUCUAUCCGAUCUGGAUCGUAUUGCUGAAACAUCCUAUCUACCCACCCAGCAGGAUGUGCUUAGGGUUCGAAUCCCAACCACAGGGAUCAUUGAGUACCCUUUCGACUUGGAAAGCAUCAUUUUCAGAAUGGUGGAUGUGGGGGGGCAGAGGUCCGAGCGCAGGAAGUGGAUCCACUGUUUCGAGAAUGUGACGUCCAUCAUGUUUUUGGUGGCACUGAGCGAAUACGACCAGGUUUUAGUCGAGUCUGACAACGAGAAUCGUAUGGAGGAGAGUAAGGCCCUUUUCCGGACGAUAAUCACAUAUCCCUGGUUUCAGAACUCCUCUGUCAUCCUUUUCCUCAACAAGAAAGACCUCUUGGAGGAGAAGAUCGCCUACUCUCACUUGGUCGACUACUUCCCAGAGUUUGAUGGUCCGCAGCGAGACGCACAGGCUGCAAGGGAGUUCAUCCUCAAGAUGUUCGUGGACCUGAACCCAGACAGCGACAAAAUCAUCUACUCGCACUUCACCUGUGCCACGGACACGGAGAACAUCCGCUUCGUCUUUGCUGCUGUGAAGGACACCAUCCUGCAGCUCAACCUGAAAGAGUACAACUUGGUGUGAGCCGCUGCCAGGCACUAAACACACCCUUCAGCACAGAACAGGCACCUACAGAGUGUGCACACACUUACACAUUUUCCACAUGGCUCAGAUACAUACACACCAAUAUAUACAUGUUCAGCUACCCACAGCCCACCCCGUUUUCCAACCUUAUGGAUUUUCUUCCCCUCUUUUCGUGCAUCUCUGCGAGGGUAUUACAUGUUUCCUGCUUACACACUGGCCAUCUCCUGGUUUCGCCAAAGUCUGUCCACUUCUCUCGUUGGCAGCUCAAGUCAAAGGCCUCCAUCCCUUUCCUCGAGUUUGACUGUGAGGAUUUUUGACCUUUUCAGAUUUGAUGAGGGGGGUGGGGUUAUAGGCUGUGACUUGUUUUGAUCCUUAUACAAUUUGAAAAAGUAAAGAAAAAAAAAAUAAACAUGAAGGGUUUUGAAGUGGUGGAAUUGGUCAGGCAGGGAUGGCUGUAGCAACAGCACGGAUGCAGGUUGCCAAGUGCGCUUUAUGGACUAAAUGCACAAAGAUACGCCGACAUGGAAACUGGAAGUGAUGUCCCUCACCCUUUUCUUUCCAGUCACAUCCACCAAGCGCAUCGUACAUGUUCCGCCUGGAUUGAUUGAUUGAUUGAUUGCAUUUUUGAUUUUGACCAUCCUGCAAAAAAAAGAAGAAAAAAAAAGAAAAUCACAUCAUAUUUACACACUUGUACAUGGACACAAAGACAAGUGCUGAGGUGCCAGAAGUAACGAAGGAUCCAUUAGAUCCCUCUAGAAUCAGGAGGAUUCAAGUGGAUUCUCAAAUCCUGGGGGGGAGGGACCAGCUGGGUUCCACUGGUUGUGUGAAGAAUUUUUCCUCACAAAAAUUAGGUGAUCUCACCGAGGCUAGUCUUCAACUUGCAUCGAUGAAUGUAGAAGUGUGAGCAUCACAAUUGCAAAAAAGAAGAAGAAAAUGAAUGAAAGCAGAAUGCACAUUCAAGCGAAAUGAUACAACACACGAAAGAAAGAGUUGAAACAAAUCAAUGUGUACAGUGCUGAGAUGAUCGAAAGAAAAAUAAACUUUUAAUGAUAAGUAUGUAUACUUCUGUCGCUACCAGAUGAAUUAUAACAGCAACUGAAUCAAUGAUGGGUAUAAAAUCAGAAGUUUUAAAGAUUUAUCAGUGUGUAAAACAGAUAUUGACAGGAUUAUAUUCACACAGUAGGUAUUGUUUUGCAGAUUUCCACACGAGUUUUUAAGAUGGUUGCAUCCCCCAUUUAUGUUCUUAAGUGUUUUCCAUAGUGACUGCUUCCUCCCUCCUUGCCUUGUCCAACUUUUUUUGCAUUAUUUAGCAUCAGUUGUCAGCUUAGUUCUGAUGUAAUGGUAACGUGGGCUCCUGCUGGUACCAUACUCCAUAUUUCUGCGAGUAUGCUCUUCACUUACAGAUACUUCAUCAAUUCAGUCGGUUGAAUUCUGGAUUAUCUGAUAUCACCAACUAGUGGCCCUGACGCACACAAUCUUUCGUUUGUUUACGCCUUUUUUUAAAUUGCAGAGACAUCAUCUUAUUGAUUAAUAAGAGUUUGUGGAGACUAGGUUAAUUUAGCUUCGGGUUGGGAGGUAGUGUUAACGUGAAGGGGGGGACAGGAAGUCGUAAAUGCGCUGAAGUUAAUUGUGUAUAUUUAUAUUUGUAAAUACGUAUACACAUUAUUGCUUAUGUAAAAAAAAAAAGUCUGUGGUACACUAUCUUUGGCAAAAAGGAAAAAAAUCCACUCUUCGUAAUUGUGUACGGUUUUGGUUGGUUUCUUAUGAAUUACAAUAUUAUUGAUACUGUGA